Messenger RNA from Menidia menidia (Atlantic silverside), 5171 nucleotides. The record is from the annotation of a GenBank genome assembly. NCBI's taxonomy places the organism in Eukaryota, Metazoa, Chordata, Actinopteri, Atheriniformes, Atherinopsidae.
AUGCAAGCAGCGAUAGGAAUCGUACCCCUCAACAAACGGGAGCUUAUGCCUCCAGGCAGAAAGCUGUGGAGAGGAAAGAUUACAGUCGGUUUCUCUUCCUUCCCCAGGGACCAGGCUUGCUCUGAACAAACCAGCACAGACCUGCUCAAGUGCAACCGCAAGUUGUAUUGGUCCAGAGAAGCCCAGUACUUGUAUCUACGCCGCUUGUCAUCGAGAAGCUUCUCGGCUAUUAUGAUGAACCCAGCCAUGGAAGAGACCGUGUGGGAGCAGUACACCGUGACCCUGCACAGAGAUCCAAAAAUGGGUUUUGGGAUCGCAGUUUCGGGAGGACGGGACAACCCCAAUGAGGAAACGGGAGAGACGUCCAUCGUUGUGUCGGACGUCUUGCAAGGCGGGCCCGCCGACGGACUGCUGUUUGAGAAGGACAGAGUUGUUCAGGUGAACGCCAUCCCCAUGGAGGGAGCCCUCCACUCCUUUGCUGUUCAGACCCUCAGGAAGUGUGGCAAAGUGGCCAAAAUUACCGUCAAGAGACCCCGGAAAGUUCCGGUCAACUUGCUGAACCGCCCCUCGUCCCCCGAGGACAGAGUCUUCAACAACGACCACAAUGACGACUACAACUACGAUCAGGACCGCCGCAGCGUGUACAGCGGCCGCAGCGGCGGGGGCCGCGACCAUAGCCUCGAGAGGGAGCGAGGUGGGGGGGGCUACAUGGAUUCUGGAUACCAAACUCGCGAGCGCGACUACGACCGCGGCAGGAGCACAGAGAGAGACUUCAGCCCAGACCGCCCGUACAGAAGAGACGGCAGCAGGGGUCGCACCCUGGACAAGGAGCGCAGCCCUGACCGCCGCUACCGGAGCGACCACCUGCUGGACCGCGACCCCAGCCCGGACAGAAGGUACCGCAGCGAGCGUACGCUAGACCGAGACCACAGCCCCGACCGCCGCUACCGCAGCGAGCGGGCCCUGGACCGCGAGUACAGCCCGGACCGCCGCUACCGCAGCGAGCGAAUGCUGGACCGGGCCCACAGCCCGGACAUGCGCUACGGCCGCGAACACAGCCCGGGAAGAGCCCGAGGGCACGACCACAACUACGAGCCGGGACGGGGAGGCGACCCAAGGAAGUACGACGAGCCGGUGAGGCGGAGCGGGAGCAGGGACCGCCUGGAUCGCUUGUCCCCGCCUACCGUCGCGCCCAUUCCUCUGCCCCGGCCUGCCCGGGACCUGGAGCCACUGGAGAAACCUGUGAACGUGCUGCUGUUGAAAAACCAUCCCAACGAAGAAUAUGGCCUUCGUCUGGGCAGUCAGCUCUUCAUCAAAGAGAUGACCAGUACAGGGCUCGCUGGCAGAGAUGGAAACUUGCAGGAGGGGGACAUCAUACUAAAGAUUAACGGGACCGUGACAGAGAAUCUGUCUCUGAGCGAUGCGGGGAAGCUAAUCGAGAAGUCCCGCGGGAAGCUGCAGCUGGUGGUGCAGAGAGACAGACGACAGGUUCUGAUCCGAGUCCCGCCAAUGGUCGACAGCGACUCAGAGCUCGAUGAUAUCUCUGAGAUCGAGUCGUACCGCUCUUACUCUCCACAGGAUGACAGACGGGGCCAUCACUCCGACCUUUCCUCCCACUCCUCCAACGAGCGAAUCAGAGAAAAACCCAGAGAGGACCCCCCUAGCAGGCUCACUAAAAUGGGUGCCAUGCCGACGCCAUUUAGAGUUCCAGACAGAGCAGAAGAAUCGCCGCAGGCCGACAGGAAUGAGCAUCGAUCAGAGACACCGCCAGCUGUUUCCGCACCACAGAAGGUCAAUGCUCCUCCUAAGACGUCACUAAAGCCAAGCCCAGAGGACCAGGAAGUGUACGGACCCAACACAGUCAUGGUGCGUUUCAAGAAAGGCGACAGUGUGGGUCUUCGGCUGGCGGGAGGGAACGAUGUCGGCAUCUUCAUCGCUGGUGUUCAGGAGGACAGCGCGGCCGAGCAAGAGGGUCUCCAGACAGGAGAUCAGAUUGUGAAGGUGAACAACGUGGAUUUCAGAGGCAUGGUGCGUGAAGACGCUGUCCUUUACCUCCUGGAUAUCCCAAAAGGAGAAGAUGUGACCAUACUUUCUCAAAGCAAACCAGAAGUCUACAAAGACAUUUUAAAUUCUGGCAGAGGCGAUUCGUUCUUCAUCCGAACCCACUUUGAGUAUGAGAAGGAGGCCCCACAGAGUCUUCCUUUCUCCAGAGGAGAGAUCUUCAAAGUGACCGACACCCUUUACGACGGCAAGCUGGGCCACUGGCUGGCCAUACGCACAGACAAAGAUAACCAGCUGCUGGAGAAAGGAAUCAUCCCCAACAAGAGCAGGGCAGAGCAGAUGGCAAACGUCCAGAAUGCCGCCCGGGCUGCAACAGGCAACGACCGGGGAGACUUCUGGAGGCUGAGGGGUCAGAGAGCAGCCAAGAAGAAGGAUUUGCGCAAGAGCCGAGAGGACCUGAGUGCCACUCCAGUUGCCACAAGGUUUCCUGCCUACGAGAGAGUGGCGUUACGCGAAGCCGGUUUCAGAAGACCUGUGGUGAUAUUUGGGCCUAUUUCUGACGCCGUGAACGAAAAACUGGCCAACGACCUUCCAAACGAGUUUGUCAUAGCCAAAACGGAGCCCAAGGAUGCCGGAACGGAAAAAUCCUCCGGAGUAGUGAGACUGAACACCAUUCGACAGAUCAUCGAGCAGGACCGCCAUGCCCUGCUGGACGUGACUCCCAAAGCGGUGGACACCUUGAACUAUACCCAGUGGUAUCCCAUUGUCAUCUUCCUGAACCCAGACAGCAAACAGGGAGUCAAGACCAUGAGGAACCGCCUCUUGCCCGGAUCCAACCGGAGUGCGCGCAAGUUGUACGAGCAGUCGGUGAAGCUGAGGAAGACCUGUUCGCACCUGUUCACAGCCACCAUCGACCUGAACUCUGCUAAUGACGCAUGGUAUGGCAGCGUGAAGGAGUCCAUCCAUGAUCAGCAGGACAGAGCGGUUUGGGUGUCCGAGGGCAAGCUGGACGGUUCAGAGGAGGACCUGGAUCUCCACGACGACCGCAUGUCCUACCUGUCGGCAAUGAGCGCCGACUAUCUCAGCAUGGACAGCCGCCUGACCAGCGACUACGAGGACACGGCGGACGAAGGCGGAGCUUACACCGACAACGAGCUAGACGAGACACUGGAUGAGCCUCAGCCCGUGUCGGCCAUCAGCAGGUCGUCCGAGCCCGUGCUGCCAGACGAGAGGUCCCCCCAUGAACCCCGGGCUCGCAUGAGGAGCAGAGAGAUUAACAGAGAGCCCAGUCCUCCCCCUUCUUUUGUUCCCGAACCCCCAAAGGUGCGCGCUCAGACCCGGACCGACUCCACAAGGAGCUAUGAGUCGCAGUCCAGCAGCACCAUCAGCAGCGAUGCGGCAGCCGUAAACAAGCCCGCCCCUCCGCCCGUGGCUCUGAAGCCCUCCCUCACCCGUCUGAACCAGACAUCAGAGGACCUUAGGGAGGGGGAGGAAGAGGAAGACCCUGCCAACAAAUCCUUCAUGGGAAAGAUUAAAGCUUUUGAGAAAAUGGACCACCUGGCACGAGCUCAGAGGCUGCUGGAGCUUCAGGAGGCAGAAAACGCUCGGCUGGAAAUCGCCCAGAAGCACCCAGACAUCUACGCCGUCCCUGUAAAACUGCCCAAACCCAACCUCAACCGCCCUCAGCCGAUUGGCUCAAGCUCCAGCGCCGAGCCGCAGGCCCCGUCCAGGCAGCCGUACUCGGAGGUGAGGGGACACGAGGACAGCGAGGCCAACUACCGCCGCCAGCUGGCCGACCAGACCAAGAGAGGGUACUACAAUCCUCAGAAAUACAAAGACACGGAGCUUUAAGCGGCCCGAAAGCCGAGAGAGUCACCGCAAGGUUCUGCUGCUCUACUGUUACAGUCAGACGGCAGCUGUUUCCACGGUUACAGCUUUAGCUGCUAUGGCAAAACCCUCUGAACUUACAUUUCCUGGCAAUGUGGUUUCAGCUUUCAUUUUUAUACUAUUUUUUUUGUUUUUGAACUAUUGGUCCAGGAAACACGCGCGCACUGCUGGCUUCUCACUUUUUUUCUUUUUUUCCCCCCAUAUUCUUCAAUUUCCGUAUGUACAUAUUUUGUGUUGUUUUUGUUUUUUUUAAUACCAACAACCUGUCGUGUGUUACAGUUAAAGUCUGGAGAGGCAAACAUCUUACUAUGAGCAGGGAAGACGAGCAUUUUUAUCCAUCACAGGGCCGAAAAUCCUAGUAGUAACGUCUGAAAUCAGAAUAUAAAAGUCAAUACAGGCAGGCAUAAAUUGAAGCCACCACACAGUCUGUCGUUCUUAUGGAAUCAUGUCUAAAGCCAACAGGGUGUUGCACAUGCUCUGUUAGCAGCUGCUCUGAUACUAGACGUUCACUCCUCUGAUCACUACCGUCCAGGCUUUGUCUGAGGCAUGGCACCCUUCCACAUUCCACCUGCGUUCACACUGUAUGAGAUGAUUACAGAAGUAUGGUCAAGUGCCUUGCGGCUCUCAUUUAUAAUUUGGAAUUGAAGAGUUCUGUUGGCAGGACAGUGUUUUUGUAAGCAGGACCAAACUGAGGGUUAAGUGUUUAUUUUAACCUCAUAAUACAACUGUUUUAUCAUGUAAUUCAAAGAUAGGAAGGCUAUUCAAAUAAAAUAAAAUGUUAUAAUGUGUUUGGUGAUUAAAUAUUCUUCUAUAUAAUUUAACUUUGCAGCUGUCUAAUGAUUAGCUCUGCCUGAGCAAUAAACAAUGUCUCCAGAGCCAGAGGACUGAGAUAAGCAGUAUAAACGUAAAGUAAAGGUGGAUUCCAAUGCUGCAACAUGGUUUGCUUGUCUUUAUUAGCCGCUCGCAACCAGAGACAAUCACAUUUAUAUGGCUUAUAUUUUUCUAUCGAACACACUCUUUAGUUCAGUCUUUGUGUACAGGAGCACCAGGAACAUGGUGACAAUCAUUUUAGUUUCUUUUGAAUUCGUUUGUUUGUGAUUCUGUGAUCUUUUUUUGUGUUUUUAGUUUAUGAUCCUUGUAUUUCACAGCUCACUCUUGGAAAAAUAAUAAAUAAGCCUUUUUGAUACUGUCAGCCUGUGUUUUCACUGUAGUUAAACACCAGGGGAAAUGGGGAAUUUUGAUCAUAAGCUACCAUCUUCUUAUUCAUCAUCAUCUCAUUCAUC